AAAGCGGAGAGAAUUGUAACCCCUCAAACCAGUUGCAACUAAUUAUUCGCCAAGCCAGGAUGAAAUCGUUAUUCCAAACGCUAGCUGUAUUAUUUGCCAUCAGCGUAGUACAAAUCUACGGAGUAUGCAAUAUAGGAUUUGGGAAGCACCCGCCGACUGGCGUUAAGCUACACACCUUGCAUGCCCGUAAUGGGCCGGUGGCCGAGCCGAAAAACAUGUCACUGGUGUUUGAUUACGCCGUUAGCCCAGUGGAAAACGUUGAGAUAAGCUACGUCGACAUCACAACUUCGCUGGAGGGUGGCUGUACAUUUUCACAUCCUGCAGAUGGAAGUAUAACGAAAGGAUUCAAGAUCACUGUUAGUACCCAUGCACCGGUGCUAGAGAUGAGCGGUACGGCUACUGUAUAUGGGAUGCGCUAUGGAAAUUGGUGAAAAUUGGUUCAUACAAAUAAGUUUGAAAUAACUGAUUAGGUGUGUUUGAAAUUGUGAUAUAGGAAAAUUAAUUUAAAAAAAAAUGUUGCAAAUUAAACUGGCA
This is a messenger RNA of Aedes albopictus (Asian tiger mosquito), 534 nucleotides long. RefSeq lists its product as uncharacterized. The record is from RefSeq and is a predicted model, not a curated record. Lineage: Eukaryota; Metazoa; Arthropoda; Insecta; Diptera; Culicidae. Bases 60 to 431 code for a protein of 123 amino acids. The transcript is spliced from 3 exons.